UCACGCCUCGACCUUGCGCAAAGUGAUUCAUCACGACGAAGCAACUUAGUUUCUCUCUACAUUUGCAUGCAUGCUCUUCACAAUCAACGCGGCCACCACUCUCUCCUACGACUCACCGCCCGCGCAGAGAGAAUCAGCGAGUGAACACGUCCUGCCCCAGCGCAGCGCUCCUGAUCAUCAACAUAAUCACUCGCUUGCCUCGCAACGCGGAUAGAGAGGAUCGCUCCUGCAUCCACCUUUGGUAACAGCUUUCCUCAAGAGUAGCGACAUCACUCAAACAUGGCGGCCAAAUCUACGAUCUUUACUCCUCCAGCUACGAAAGCGACGCGGGAGAAGGCCGAAAAGGAAGGUGUCGCUUCCUCCUCAGAGCCAGCUUUGCAGCAUGCCACAAUUACCUCGGCAGUGGCUGCUGAUCCGAAGCUCGCACCCAGGAUAGCAGAGAAGAGAUUGUUUCCGCCGCCGACUGCAGCUCGCAGAGGCUUGCUGAGGUUUAAGAUCAAAGAGCAGCUUGAAGAAGGGAGAAGCAAAGGAUGGAACUGGCACAAGGGAGCCGUGCAUGCGUGCAACGUCGAGCCUGAGGAGGACGAGCUGCAAAAGAUCAGAGACAAGUACGGGUACAAGUCGGAAGCGGAGGGCGGUCCUGGUAGACUGUACUUGAUGGUAAGCAGAAGCAUGCUGGCAGACUGCCUCUUGCCCCUGCCACGUCACCCAAUGUCGGGAGUCGUCUCCCCUCCACUCCUGGCGACGACCGGUAUUGUGCCCUUUAGCAUCUUCAGCACAGGCCCAGACAUCAUUGGACACUACUACGAUUGCAUCGUCGCAGCUCGACGUGAGGUUGUUCUUCUCACCAAUUACUGGCAGGGCGGAAAGAACGUGAAUCGAAUCUCUGAAGCGCUCAUAGAGCUCGACAAGAGACAUGGCGAGAGGCGUGUUCAGGCUGCAAAGGCUGAAGGGAAAGACGCUGAAGCUCUCCCCAAGCCAACGAUUGAAGAGCGGAUCAUCGUAAAGAUCAUGUGGGACAGAGGACCCAGAACGCUUGCAGACUUGUUCCGUCUACGCAAGCCCGUUCCUCCUGGGAUGUGGAAGGAGAACGGUUUGCCAGAGGAAGAUCAAGUCCCUAAUAUCCAUAUCGAAGUACUCAAUUACCAUCGCCCCCUUAUGGGUACAUUCCACGCCAAGCUCCUUCUUGUUGACCGUCUUGUUGCUCUGAUCAAUAGCAACAACAUCCAGGAUCGACCAAACAUUGAAGCCUGCACCAGAUUGGAAGGCGAUGUUGUCAAUUCGGUGUACGAUCACGCUCUGAUUUCUUGGGGCAAUGCUUUGCGUCCGCCUUUGCCUUGUCUCGGCUCGCCUGCGCCGAGGGAACCCAGUCAAAAUGCGUUUGCUGGCGGCAAAUUCUCCAGUUUGCCUGCUAUCAGCACGACACAGUUGAAGGAGAUGGCACAGGCGGCUCGAGCCCGACUCCUCGAGGAGGAUCAAGAGACAGAGGAGGUAUCCAGUCCUACCUUUGGCCCUCCUCGACGUCGAAGCUUCGCCGAAGUCAUCGAUGUCGUGAUGCAGUCCCGCAGGGAGCAGAGUGGACAGGCUGCCACGCCUCAUGCGGGACCGAACAGCGGGGAUGCACACCCUGCAGGAGGUGCCGCUGAGCAGCAUACUUCAGCUCCGAGCGGUGAAGCAAACGUGGAGGACGCUCGGCGUGCUGGGCAGCUCUGGGCGCAAAAAGUCCUAAGGGAGCGCUUUGGACAUUUGAACCUUCCAAACUUUGGGAGCAGCAAUCCCAGCACACCUACUGCCGCGAGUGCACCUGCUUUGCCCUCCAGUCCCGAAAAGGCAGUUCCCACCACUACCGGGCACACGCCGCCCGCAAGCCCAUCUUUCGGACCUCGACGCCACUUUGCAGACGUAGUAGAGGCUUUGAUGAAGAAGGAAGGCAUUAAGCCGAACUUGUGGACAGAAGGCGCUCUUGACGCAUUUGGGCUGGGCCCUAGCUCGAGCAGAAAUGUUGCAGAGGACGCUCGCCGAUCGCGCGCUGCACGUGGAGGAGCCAAAGAUGCUGCAGCUCGCGGCAUCAGCGUACCUAAGGUGGUCGCCGAAGAACCAAGCACCGUCGACGAGCUCAACCUGGACAACACUAGUCAGCCAGCACAUGCGGAUGGUGCUCCAGCCUUCAACACAGAACAGAGCUCUGAGAAAGUCGAAGGCGAAAUUGCCGAUGUUGAUGCUCCAAGCUCCGACUUUGGCUCCAGUGCGACAGCUCAGCGUCUUGCACAGGGCGAUAGCCUUGAACCGAUUUCGCCUCCAGAGGAUGCUCUGUCACCGCAUCAGGCGUCCAGCUCUGGUGGUGACGACGACGAGAGCGCAAAAGUAGCUGGAACAAAUGAUGGCCAUGAAGAAGGUACACCCGGCACGCUUGCGUACCGUCAGAAGCUCAAAAGGACUGCCUCCAUCGCCUCCAGAGUGUCAGCCAAGGAACGACUUGCUGCCAUCACCAAGUCGUUGGAUUUUGCAAAUCUCAGUCAAGUUAAAGGCGAAAUCACUGCCGAGCAGCUCGCUGCCAUGUCUCAGGCGGCGGGUGUGGACCCCUCUAAGAGCGGCCCAGGAAGUGUCUCAGGAUCGGAAGGCGCUGCAGCAAGUGAAGUCAUCGACUUCAACCCUUUUAUCUUCCACAAGCCGCACGCUCCCGUCCCAAUGGCGCUGGUCAAUCGCAGACCACACGGUACGCCUGGACACAACGACAUUCGAAAUGCGCAGGAUGCCGCGUGGUUGGCUGGCUUCAGAUAUGCCAAGCGGCAUGUGUUCAUCCAAUCGCCAACCUUGAAUGCCACACCUAUCAAGCACGCGAUCCUGCACGCAUGCCGCCGAGGAGUUCGAGUGGAGCUUUGGUUAGGGUUGGGCUUCAACGACAAGUCGGAAAGCAUGCCUUUUCAAGGCGGGACAAACGAGCAAGUCGUGACGCGCUUGUAUCGUCAGCUGCGACGUGAAGGCAAGGGCGACGAGGACAAUCUAGAGAUCUAUUGGUAUACAGGCAAAGACAUGACGAGGCCUUUGAAUGCUGUUCGAAAGCAGAGAAAUUGCCACGUCAAGUAUGCACAGUUUGAUGAUCAGGUGGCCAUCAUUGGGAGCGGCAACCAAGAUACCCAAAGCUGGUACCAUUCGCAAGAGAUCAAUGUCAUGCUGGACAGCAAGGAGAUCGUCAAGGAGUGGAACGACGGGCUGCGAAGAAACCAGAGCACUGAACUCUAUGGCCGAGUCGAUACGGACGGGAUCUGGCGCGGCAGACAUGGCAAGGAAACCGUGGACAAGGGCGGGGAUGACUGAUUGCCGUGUAUGCGUCCCUCCAUGCACGCUUUCCACUUGCCGCGCUUUUAGUUGCCAAAUUCUGUGAUUUGCACGCCUGCGUCACAUCUCGCCACCCGCUUUCCCCACCUGCGAAGUCUACAGUACACUUGACCGGCACAUUCACUC
Messenger RNA from Ceraceosorus guamensis, 3465 nucleotides. RefSeq lists its product as hypothetical. The record is from RefSeq and is a predicted model, not a curated record. The coding region runs from base 280 to 3318 and encodes 1012 amino acids. The transcript has 3 exons. Gene Ontology annotation, molecular function: catalytic activity. NCBI's taxonomy places the organism in Eukaryota, Fungi, Basidiomycota, Exobasidiomycetes, Ceraceosorales, Ceraceosoraceae.